This is a messenger RNA of Racocetra fulgida, 195 nucleotides long. The record is from the annotation of a GenBank genome assembly. Lineage: Eukaryota; Fungi; Glomeromycota; Glomeromycetes; Diversisporales; Gigasporaceae.
UAUCGUGCCUAUGUUUCAUAUCAGAAUUCAGAAUAUCUGGGAUAUUUCGAUUCUCUUUCUAGCAUUCAUAAAAAUAUCAAGUGCACUCAAUUAGUGGAACGAUCUGCACCAGAGUAUUUUUAUGAUGAUAUUAAAGAAUUAACUGUGCAAGAUUAUACAAAAAUGUUUAUUAUAAAUAAAGAUAACAAAUUUUAA